Molecule: messenger RNA, 2496 nt
Organism: Verruconis gallopava
Lineage: Eukaryota; Fungi; Ascomycota; Dothideomycetes; Venturiales; Sympoventuriaceae
Exons: 3
Coding region: 308-2131 (607 amino acids)
Source: RefSeq, a predicted model, not a curated record
AGCCUUGGACAAACCGGAUUGAUUGAUUUGCACGCUGACGGGGAGAUCAUCUUUCGGCCCCCUUUUCCUCAAAUGCUUCCCGUUCACGCCGCGUAAAAGCAUAUGCGUUCGCUCCCUGAUCCCGCCUUCGCGUGCUCUUGUCAAGUGCUUUAUUGUGAUAGUCUUUCGCGUCCAUUCGACUGCACAAGUGCGCUCCGAUCGCUUCCUUCAACGCCGCGGCAUGCGUCACUGCUGAAACAGCGGGCCUAUUGUGAAGCAGACACGGUAAUGUGGAGAGCGCACGCUGGAUCCCUGUAACCACCAAGUGAUGGCGAAGAAAAGUUUCGGCGGAAUCAUGGGGCUGCUGAAGCACUUCAAGUCGCGCAGCAAGCUGAAGGAGAACGGAGGGGAGGCGCACUUCAACCUGGCCAACAGCGAGAAGACCAAGGUCUACUAUCCAGGCAGCUUUUCCCCCACCGGUCGCGAUCACACUGCCGCACUACCCCCCAAGGUCGUGUCCAAGAUACUGCAGUUCGUCUGCCCACACGUCAUCGACAAGAGCUACGAACCCUGCGAAGAUGCGGACAUUGCGGACGACAGCUGUCCGCUGUGUGACCUACGCGACCUGGCUCACUGCGCCCAGACCCGCAGAGGGUGGUACAGGCCAGCGGUAGAAUUGCUAUACACGAGCAUUCGAAUCGAUGCGGUGCACUACUGCGAAUUGGAAGAGAUUCUCACGGCCAAGAGGCGGCGAAAGUCACGGCACGGUGAUGAAGAUGUUCCUCAGGCGCGACUACGGCUUCUAGCAGACACACUGCGCAGCAACGACUGGCUGGCCGGUAUGGUCCAGUUUCUCAAAGUCCCAUACAUGACACGAGACACGGCCAGAACGGAGCUCACGCGCUGCAUAUCCGCCUGCCCUAGGUUGCGAUACGUCGAUCUACCCGAAGGCUUUUACAACGGUGACGCGAACAGCCACACGCUGCGGCAGGAGCUGCUGGCGCGUUGUCCGGACAUCAGAAAGAUGACAUACAACGAGGGUGCCGAGCAAUUCUUCCAAUUCUUAGCUCAGCGGCAUUGGCUGCACAUCGAGGUGCUGGAGCUGUCACGGUUGAAGGUCGAGCCGACAACUUUCCGUGCCGUUCUGGGCAGCCUGCCCAACAUCAAUGAGCUAAGGGUCAUCAGUAUGCCCAACUUCAGGGACGCCAUAUUCCAGGAGAGCCCCGCCGUGCGCUACUUUCCUCCGCUGAGAAAAUUGUACCUUGAGGGCUGUCACGGCGUCACAGGCGCCGGCCUUGUUCAGUAUCUUGACAGGUCGGAGACCCGAGAAGCGCUCACAGACCUCACUCUGAAAAAGACGGGUGUCGCCAUCCCUGAGCUGGCCCAGAUCCUGUGGGCGGGGACGCACCUGCGGAAUCUGACAAUCGUCGCCACAGUCAAGCACUCGCUGCCACUUGACCCCUUACCUCCGAUGCAGAGCAUCAGUCUGCAGGUGCUGCACUACGACAUCUCGCCCACAGACGAGUAUAUCAACUCGAAUCUUAUCAAGCCCUCGGAUUCGUACUACAACUACUUAACCUCGUCCCUGCUGUCGAACUCGUUACCCGCCCUACGCGAACUGUACGUACGCGAUCCAGGCUUACCCGAUGCGCUGCUCCUUGCUCCGCCGAUGCCUAGCUUUGCGGGAUCGCGCACGCAGCCUCGUGGCUUCUCUCAGCCUCUGGACAUCUACACCAAGGGCCUCGCGGACACGGAGUGGAGCUUCCAGCCCGUGCAACCAGAGGAGGGAUUUGACAACGUGUUUGGCUCCUCGCCCAAGGGCGGCCGGCCCAUCAGCACCUAUUCGAUCAAGGCUGGCAACCAAGGCUGGACGGGAGAGGCCCGUCGCUCCGUUGUCGUUGGCAACGGUGUCGGCGGCUUUCUCGCGGUACCUUCGGAGGACGUGCCCCGGCCAAGCACGUCUGGAUCAAACCAGGGCUGGGGCGUCCGCCCGAUCAGCUACGCGCGACCAGGGAGCAGCCACCGCCCGGGCAGCAGUCACGCUAUUGCGAACGCUCUUGCCAGUGAGCCUGCCACUCGGGGCAGUUUCUGGGGCGGCCGAGGCCACAGGAAGACUGACAGCACAGCUUCGAAGCACGACCUGUGGCGUUGAACAAGGUCGCUAUCUGCCUUGGGGUGCGACUCGAGUCCCUCCUUUGUUUCAAUCUUCUAUCAAUUUUAGUGGGCGUGGCACUGUAUUUUUUUUUUUUUUUUUCGCUGAGCCAGGAGCCAGCAAUGACGGGGAAGACAAGCGGCAUUCUCUAUACCUAGGGUGUCUCUGGGAAUGAUAACUGGAUACAGCGGGAGCGGACAGCUCUCAGAUGCAUCGAGAACGGGAUCGCACGACAAGCCAUGUCUGAGGAACGAAUGAGAGACGGUAUUUGGAACGCGAGAGCAUUGUAGGAUUUAGUUAGCUUCAUCGUAGAUACCCCCGCCCAAAACAUCGGUAAUCGUAAAGUUUACACACGAUCUUGUGGC